This is a messenger RNA of Penicillium manginii, 708 nucleotides long. RefSeq lists its product as uncharacterized. Lineage: Eukaryota; Fungi; Ascomycota; Eurotiomycetes; Eurotiales; Aspergillaceae. The transcript has a single exon. The record is from RefSeq and is a predicted model, not a curated record. Bases 1 to 708 code for a protein of 235 amino acids.
AUGACAUCCAGUGUGUCAAAAGACGCAUCCACCACCCAGGCAACAAAACUUCCAGAGAUCAGACAAGUCAACAUUCCCAGUCUUUCAAAACUCGAAAAAGACGGCUACUUCUCCUCCUGGUCUGCCCAAGUACACGCAACUCUCAAAGCCCUUGAUAUCGACAGCGUCAUAUCUAACUUGUCCCGCCCAUCAACCGAGAAUGCAAGUUACGCGAAAUGGAGAGCUUGGUCACUUAACGUCCGCUCAUGGCUUUUCGGUCAGAUGGCCAACGAUAUGGUCGACUACGUUCUCGUUUUCUACCGCAAACAAGGAGAAAAAGGCCCCCUCCCUCGAUACGCGGACGAGAUGUUCAAGUUAAUCAAGCUUGCUGCCCAUGCCUCCACGGGACUUCUCCCCCAGGCAAUCAAGUCGUUGUGGUUGAAUCGCCGCACUCAAUUUUCGUCUCCCGAGCAGUACAUCAAUCGGUGGAAUUCUGCAGUGGAACACGCUCGGUCACUCGGUCAUUCACUUACCACCUACAUGGCUGCGGAAUUCAUGUGCCUCGAGCUCGAAGAUGAGAUGCCCAUGGAGGUCGCGAAUAUUCGAGCUAAAAUGCAAGGAAACGAGUCGGAAUUAGAAGCCUCGGCUUUAUCCGAGCUUUGCCAGGACCUUCUUAAUGCGAUCAACGGGAAGAAGAGUGCCCUGCUGGAUGACGCCUUUGGCUUGUGA